UCCUAGUCAUCGAAAAAAAAAAUUAAAAAAAUACGUGAGGGCCCACAUGUAAGUGGCAUUUCUACUCUUCCUCUCCUCCACCACUCUCCUCUCUCCUCCCCCUUCUCUCUCCCUGGACAGGGGAGGCGCCGGAGGCGCGGAAGAUGUGGGGACCGCCGGAGGAUGCGAGCGCACGCCGCGAGGGAGAGGAUCCACUAUCAGCAGCAGCAGAUGCAGGUGGUGGCGGCGGUGACGGGGAAUAGGAGGAUGCAGGGGCUAGGGCCGAAGCGGAGCUCGAACAAGGACCGGCACACCAAGGUGGAUGGCCGGGGACGACGGAUUCGGAUGCCGGCGUUGUGCGCCGCCUGGAUCUUCCAGCUAACGCGGGAGCUCGACCACAAGUCCAACAGCGAGACCGUCCAGUGGCUGCUCCAGCAGGUGGAGCCGGCAAUCGUCACCGCCAUGGGGACGGGUGUCGGCACUGACAUACAGGGGCCCUCCCUCCCUUCCCCAAACUGCGCCCUCUCCAGGUCGCACCACCACCACCACCACAUGUGGGCUGCCGCCGCGGCACCGCCCGCCGCGUCCGCGGCGUUCGCCGGCCACAUCGGGUUCGCGACCAUGUUUGCCGGCUACGUGGCGGCGGCCAUGCCGGGGCUAGAACUAGGACUCUCACAGGACGGCCACAUCGGCGUGCUCUCCGCCCGGUCGCUCAGCCAGUUCUACCACCAGGUCGGCGACGCUAGUGCCGCCGGUCAACUGUCGCACCCACACCACCAUCACCAACACCAUCAGCAAUAGCAGGAGGACGGGGAGGAUGACCGCGAUGACGGCGAGUCCGAUGAGGAGUCCGGGCAGUAGUAGGCGCACCGCCAAUUGUUCAUCUAUGCGUCUCACGUUGUCUCUUUGGAGAAGAAAAAGAGAAUUCCAGGAAGGGGCAUGCAGCUAAUGGAGGGGGUAUGCUUUUGUUACUGUUGGGUUGUUCUUCAUGGGGAUUUUUAUGUCUGAUUUUUCCUCGUGUGGUGUCGAAGCUGGAAGAGGCUACUACUUGCUCCAGCGACUUGUUGGGAUGGAUCAUGAUCAUCUUCAGUUGUUACUCCUGCUGCUCCAUGGAUGGUCGCCGGUUUAUCCCCCUCCAA
This is a messenger RNA of Oryza sativa Japonica Group (Japanese rice), 1118 nucleotides long. RefSeq names its product transcription factor TCP20. Gene Ontology annotation, molecular function: sequence-specific DNA binding; DNA-binding transcription factor activity. Lineage: Eukaryota; Viridiplantae; Streptophyta; Magnoliopsida; Poales; Poaceae. The record is from RefSeq and is a predicted model, not a curated record. Gene Ontology annotation, cellular component: nucleus.